Thelazia callipaeda (thelaziosis nematode) is the source of this 1479-nucleotide messenger RNA. Lineage: Eukaryota; Metazoa; Nematoda; Chromadorea; Rhabditida; Thelaziidae. The record is from the annotation of a GenBank genome assembly.
AUGGCAACUAAGUCUUCAGUAAAACCUCCAACUGAAGUUGUCUCUGUGAAAUGGGAGCAUUUCGGCACUCUUCGGCGUUUCCAGCUGAAGAUCGAUAAGAAAUCUGAUCUGUUUUCUAUAUUAUUGUCGAAAAUCAGAAGUCUUGUCGGUACCUUCGAAUACAGUUUGGGAUGGAAAGAUGAGGAUGGUGACGUAAUUUGCUUUUCCAGUGAUGAAGAAUUACGAGAUGCACUCCAUUACGUUAAUAACUGUCUUCGGAUUCAUACGAUUGCUCAUGAUUGUCCAACAGACGAAAGUAAAGGGACUGCAAAGAAAAGUGAGAAAGUGAAGGAGAAUCAUCCACAUGUUACGUGCAAUCACUGUAAUCAACCGGUUUUUGGUAUUCGGUAUAAGUGUGGUGUAUGCGAUGAUUUCGAUCUAUGCGAAGAAUGCGAGAAGGAAGGAGUGCAUGCUUAUCAUGGAAUGUUUCGUUAUGCGACACCGCGAACACCGAAAAUAGAGACUUUUCCACGCUUGAGACGCAAGUGGCGGCAUUCUGGGGGCUGUCGAGAUCCUUUUAUGCAGGAUGUCUUUGGGCAAACUGCUGCAACUGCCGCUCAUGUUGCUCAGCAAGCUGCUCAACAAGCAAGCAAGCAUAUUGCAGAAUAUGCUGCUAAACAUGCUGCAACAGUAACGAGACAGUUUGCUGACAGUACGGGAAAUGCAUCAAACAAUGUUAAUAAUCCGCCGCAGUAUCGGAAGUCUGUUGCUCAGAGCAUGGAAUAUUUGAAAGAAUUUGGUACGCAUAUUCAACAAGCUCUUGCUAAUUUCGGGAUCGAAGUUGAUAUGGAAGUUGAGCAAAAUGAUACAACUGAAAAACAGCAAGAAACGAAUAAUAGUGGUGCGGAAUGUAAGGAAACGAAUAAUAGUGGUGCGGAAUGUAAGAGGGAGGACAGUAGUGGAAUGAAAAAAAAUGAGCAAUUACGGAAUGACAGUGAAGUUAUUGCACAAAAGGAUGAUAAUUCUGAAACAGAAAAUGAGGCUGGAAAGCGAAGAAUUGAUGGACAGGAUUCAAAGAUUGAAUCAGACAAUUUGCAUGUGCCGAUGAAAAAAAUGCACAUAUCGGAUGAUGAGUCAGUAAAAUGUGACCUUAAAAAGUCUGAGCAUAGCACUUUUGUUGAUGAAGGUUCUGAUGAAUGGACGUUAAUGGGCGUUACUGGUUCAGCUCCACCGCUGUCUCCUGCUGCCAGUGAUGAAAGUUGUAAAGCGGGUACGCCAUUCAUAGUUCCGUUAUCCGGGCCGCAUAAUCCGCACUGUCAUUUUAUAUAUCCAGAUAAAAAAAUCGCACUUUGUGUGGAGCAAUUAGAAGGAAUGGGUUUCGACAAUUGCAAUGGUUGGCUUACGAAACUUGCUGCGGAUUAUGGUGGUGAAAUUGAUUCUGUUAUUGAGAAUAUGAUUGCAGAUCCUGCUUAUAUAAGACAUUAUGAGAGCUAUGUUUAA